Messenger RNA from Colletotrichum fioriniae, 816 nucleotides. The record is from RefSeq and is a predicted model, not a curated record. NCBI's taxonomy places the organism in Eukaryota, Fungi, Ascomycota, Sordariomycetes, Glomerellales, Glomerellaceae.
AUGUCGCGCAAGCACGAUUGGGUGACUACCCUAGCACUCAGUUAUGCGGCAGGAGCCAAGAUUCACCUCUCCUCUGACAUCACAACAUCACCAGAGACCAUUGAUCUGUCCCCUUCCGAGUACUCUCGCUUCUGCCGCGCCUUCUAUCGCGUCGACUUAUUCUACGUCCUCUUCGGGGCGGUCGGAAACUUCAACGGAUUGUCCGGAACGGGAAACUUGCUCUUCCACAGACAUCCGCCGUGGGAGAAUGAGCAACUUGGCUGCGUACAUGACUUCGUUGAGGCGAAGUUUUUGGAAGCGUCCGUCGACGUCCUUGCCCACGAUGUCACCUUUGGCGAAUAUCAGAUCGACUAUUUGACAACCGGCGGAGAUAACAUGAUGAUACAGUUAUGGCUCUCUCGCGGACUCGACUUCCUCCGUCGCCUGAUCUCGACAACAUCUCGAGAGUCUAAGCGAGUGCUACUUGAAUCGGCAUUCAAUGCCGGCCGAACUAGUCUUUCCGAUGCGUUGGAGUGCAUCAUGGAUGCUCAUGCUUACAACAACACCGACUUGGAAGACUCCAGCACAUCUGAGCUCGGGACGAUAAUUCCCGCCUACGAGACUAUUUGCAACACGGACAAGGGGCCUUACGCGGAUUGGAUCUUCGUACGAGAGCCCGACGUUCUGAAGCUGUUUACCACCGCCAGAGAUGAAUACGACGAGCCUUCCGCUGAGGCGUUGGAGGAGAUGGAAGAAUCCUUCAAGCAGAGAUCCUUGAUCUGGCAGACGUCGACCAUGACGUAUUGGAGCAAAGGAUACACCGGUCACAAUUAUUAG